AUGUUUUCGGUGUCUCAACAAGCCUUGCUGAUGGUUCUGGUGUGUGCGUGUGCCGACUCAAAYCUGAUGAACRCGACAGAUGUUUUAGUAAAAACAUAUAUAUUUACAGGAACUGAAUAUAAACCAAAGACAUUAUUGAUUGAAUAUACUGAUUAUUAUCCUGGAACCAGCAUCAACAGUCUAGAGCUGGGUAAUAUAACCAGAAACAAGACGGUGAAACUCUCAGAAGAAGCGCAGUUGUUUCUCAGAGGCUCUGUGUCCACCAUCCUCAUCCCUUCCUUCUACACACUGGUCUGCCUCAUCAGCGUGCCGAUCAACAUCUGUGCAGUGGUGGCCUUCACUCUGAAGAUCAAACCCAAGAAGCCGGCAGCCAUCUACAUGUUGAAUCUGGCCUGUGCCGAUCUGCUCUUCGCCGUGCUGCUGCCCUUCAAGAUCUCCUACCACUUUGGCGGCAACAACUGGAUAUUCGGCCCGCUCAUGUGCCGCRUGGUCACCGCAGCCUUCUACUGGAACAUGUAUUGCUCUGUUCUGCUCAUAGCCUGCAUCAGUGUGGACCGUCUCCUUGCUGUAGUCUAUCCUAUUGACUCUCUGUCUUGGAGGACGCCAGGAAAGGCAAUCAUGGCCUGCGUAGCCAUGUGGAUAUUAUCCUUCGCUGGCACUGUGCCCCUUGUCCUCCCCGACCAGACUUUUCACCUCAGUCAGCUGAACAUCACCACCUGCCACGACRUCCAGCCUCUGGACAAGKUAAUCUGGUACUACAAGUUCUACUUCAUCGCCCUGUGCUGCGCCUUCUUCUUCCUGCCUCUGCUCAUCACAGUGGUGUCCUACACCCGUGUGAUCUGGGCACUGAGCAGAGUCCCGUGCGGCGUUGUAGGACGUUCACGCAGGAGAACAAGAGCAGUGGUGAUGGCUGGAACAGUGCUGGUGAUAUUUGUGCUGUGUUUCACGCCCACAAACUGUCUACUGAUGGCACACUAUCUGCAGUUUAACGGAGGUGCUGAGAAGAUCCCAGACAGCACUGAUGGCUCUUACGUAGCUUAUCUAGUGUUUAUGUGUUUGGGGAGUCUGAACUGCCUCCUGGAUCCCCUGGUCUACUACUUUGGCUCAUCCCAGUGCCAGAAACAACUAUCCAGCACGCUGAGGUGUCAGAGCAUUUCGGUGGGCAGCAGCAUUCGGUUCUCGUCAUCUGAUUCCAACCGAUCCAGCUCUAGAACAAUUCUGAAAUCGAGUCGCACAGAAAGCUCCAAAAUACACACUCCAGUCGCCAAGAUGAACUCAUUCCAGGCCAACCUCAACAGCCAGUACAAUAAACUGCUGGUCUGAGAGACUUUUACUGAGAAGAUUUGACUGAGUGACUUAACUAACUCUUACCUGUAGUCGACCAUUGUCUUUAUUAUGAAGGUCAAUUAAAAGCCAACAGAGCACAAAGCUAAUCUGUAGGGUUUAGUCUGCAGUAUUUAUUCUUCUCUGAUGAUGACAAGAUAGUAGAGAUUAAGCUGAGAAUGUUUUCUCAUUAUAUGAAAUGCUUUUCUUUCUUUGCACUCAAAGUGUUAAUGGCUGUUUUCAGACAAUGACUCCACAGGAUGUCCACAGAAUUGGAUGCAAACUUUCUAACAGCAUUCAGGUGAGGACUGGUGCAGAUCACAUGGACACAGUCGUCUGCCGUUAUCAACCACAGUUUACUUGACGUCUUUGUUAUUGUCCUCUUCAUGUGUGGCAACACUUUUUUAUUCAGAGAUAUUUGUAUUCCUUUUAUUUUUGAUAUGCGUCUGUUGCGCUUCAGAAACAUCAUCAACCCACUUGCUUGCAGUGAAUCCUGUGGAGGAUCUCUUGCCGUGUUUUAACAUUGGCUGACUUUUUCCUAGGGGGCUGGCUGAAGAAACUCCACAGAAAAUCUGGAGGCUGUCACUUGGACAUUUGCGUUCUCACAUACAGCCCCUCCAGAGAAUGUCAGGAGAUUAUCCACAGUUAAGAAAAUGUCCGAACCAGCUAUACAUUUAUAACCUAAGACCAUAGGUGUUACAUUUAAUGGAAGGAAACUACUUGCUACUUUUGUCUAUAUUAUGACAUUUUUCUCUAAAAAGUGUUUUAUGUUUUACAUUGCAAUUGAAGUGUUAAAUACAUGCAACUGACUGACUUUGAUUUGGUCAUAUCAAGACAGCCCAGGCACUGGGUUAUACGACCCAUCUUGAUAAAGUUAGACCUAUGUUCCCCCCUGCUGGUGAUAAAUAUGCAGUACUGAAUGUGUGACCAAUUAAAGCUGUCAUUUUUACUCCACUGUCAGGGUCGUUUACUCCAGCAGAUGGCGCAACACUAAAAGAAUUAAAAAUACUGAACGUGUGACCACACACACACACAAGCAUUGGUGUUUACGGAGAAAGAGCUAACUAAUUCGUUAUGAUUAAUUAGUUGUAUUCUGUAACUUGUGCGAACACCAGGUCUUUUCAUCAUCAUUACUCCGCCAGUAAUUUAAAUUUCAUAAAAACAAUUUUUUAGAUAAAACGUUAUUUGAAAAAUGAAAUUUCAAAUGCCAUUUUAAAAUAAGGGCUUGAAUAAGUGUUCACAGUUUGCAGGAGGUUGGAAUAGAUCAUUUGAGCAUUUGUGUGAAUCCAAUAGAAGGACCACCAACAACACACUUCAUCUUUAAAUAGAAACUUCAAGCUUUAAAAACUAAAGUGGAAUAAUAAUGUCCUCUGAUAACACCCACAUGAAAUAUGAUCGGAUGUAGAUAAGACAAAUGUGGCGGAAGGAAGAUAUUUUCUUUAAUUACACAGAAUUAUUCAUGUACUGACUUUAAUGAUGCAUUUCCAUAAUAAACAAUAUGUAAGUGUUAAUGAAAACACAGAACAAAAAUAAAUGA
This is a messenger RNA of Paralichthys olivaceus (Japanese flounder), 2860 nucleotides long. NCBI's taxonomy places the organism in Eukaryota, Metazoa, Chordata, Actinopteri, Pleuronectiformes, Paralichthyidae. The record is from RefSeq and is a predicted model, not a curated record.